Halichondria panicea is the source of this 1986-nucleotide messenger RNA. Its product is annotated as IQ calmodulin-binding motif-containing protein 1-like. The record is from RefSeq and is a predicted model, not a curated record. Gene Ontology annotation, biological process: cilium assembly. Lineage: Eukaryota; Metazoa; Porifera; Demospongiae; Suberitida; Halichondriidae. The transcript has 2 exons. The coding region runs from base 57 to 1820 and encodes 587 amino acids. Gene Ontology annotation, molecular function: calmodulin binding. Gene Ontology annotation, cellular component: cilium.
CCGUAUUCAAAUUCAGCUCAAUUAACGCGCACUUCAGGUUGUAGAAUAGAAUCACCAUGAACCUUUCAGGUGCUCUUAAAAUUGUUCACGAUAUUGUGAAACAGGCAGGUUCCUGCAAAGAUUUUGAAUUACCACUUAUCCUGGUAGGAUUGUAUCCAACAGUAUCGUCAUCUGAAUUCAGUAUCAAAGAAACCCAAAAAAUCAAACAGCAGAUAUGGCUCAACGACCUCCUGCAUAUAUUGGUGGAGGUUGUCAGACAAGAUUUCUCAGUCGUUGAAGGAGCCUGGAACACUGCAGAACAGCUUGCCUUUAUCCUGGCAUCUGUGUGUGCUAGUCUCCAUCCUACAUCAAGUGAUGAUGUUCAUACUGACAUAACAACCGAAUUUUUCGAUAUCCUCCUACCAACAGCUGUUGAUUCAAUUCUUAUCUUAGCCACUAAUGUGCUCGAAGCAUCGCUCAGUGACGCUCGCAAAGAUGUCAAAGGCACCUUUAUUGGUACUAUAGAGUUGCUUCUACUCAUCUGCAGAAGCCACGACUCACUGGUACUACGAGCACUGCAAUCUCCUUAUCUGUUACACAUGCUCAUUACAGACAACGACGAAUUCGUAUUUGAAACAUUGAUUGGUUUGGAGGUUUGUAUUAAUUUGGAUCUGUAUUGCCUGCUAAAGCUCCCUUUACAAACUUUGUACUCUAUCUUAGACGAAUUGGUUUACAAAAUAUCAGGGAGCAACAAAAACAACGCUCGUCAAUCGUUGAACAUUUUAGCAACCAUCUCUUCAGUAAAUUCUAAUAUCCUCAAUCUUAUUCUUUCUAGGUAUGAUGGGCUUCAAACCAUGACAAGAAAAUGGAGCUUCGGUAAAGUUUCAGAGGUUACAAACGUGUUUGUUCAACAAGUGGAUCAAAUGUCAACACAAGGCAAUCUUCAAGUUGAGAAACAUGCAGCUGUUGUUAUUCAAGCUUCGUGGAGAGGUUAUUCUACCCGUAAAAAAAUGAAGCGUGUACACAACGGAAUUCGAAAUUUUCAGCUAUUCUAUCGAAGAUGGAAAGCAAAAAAGUGUAGUAAUGUGCAUAGUUUGUUGAAUACGAUUUCACUAAACUCAAAUGUCUGCAUGAACCUGCGACAUAACAAAAAGGAAGCGGCAAAGAAGUCCCAAAUGAAAGCUAAAGAGUUGAGCUUGAUUAAGCAAGAGGUAACUAAACAGAAUCGAAUUACAUUUUGGGAGACUCAACUUACACAAAUGCAACAGAUUUCAUCUAGCAAUAUUUCGUCCUUCAUUGAGCAAAAAGAAGUUGAAGCGGCUGUGAAGAUUCAGUCUUGUUGGCGUACACAUGUUGCCAGGAAAACGUACAAUCAUCUCCGACAAAAUGUUCACUUCAGUAACUAUGCCAUUGUCAUACAGAGAGCUUUUCGCAGAUACACGGAGAGAAAAACACACAUGGCUGUCAUCUCUGCUAGUCGAUCACAGACAUUUGCAAGGGCAUUGCUUCAAAAAGAAAUCAGCGAAUACAGGAGUGGGGCGGCGUACUCAUCUGAAUCAGUAAUUAGAGAGCUUCAUGAGAAUGUCCAAGAAACUCUUAAAGAGUUCUAUUUGUUAAGACCAGUACAAAAUCGAUUGUUGAAUCAACAAAAACUUGUAGUGACGCAGCUAGAAAGAAGCAGCACUUUACUAACUUCCGCUCCUAUUCUUACCGAUUCAUUUUUAGUGAAGAAUGUCACUAGAACAUUUUCUUCAAGUUCUGCACAAAUUGCUGAUAUGGCUCGGAUGGCACACAGAGAAGAGCUCAAGACUACAAACUUACCGUGGUGGAAGCGAACUUAAUGAUUAAAAAUUAAUAUUGUGUAUGUAUGUAUCAAGUAUUAAUAUAUACAUGGCUAUGAGUCAAGGCCCGAGAUCAUUGUCUACUACAGGGCCAAUUAAUAAACUGCUUGUGGUGCAAAUUUCCAUGUAAUAACUUGUUGCCUUGAAAACCAUAUAGAAGAAUGCG